Molecule: messenger RNA, 407 nt
Organism: Eucalyptus grandis
Lineage: Eukaryota; Viridiplantae; Streptophyta; Magnoliopsida; Myrtales; Myrtaceae
Exons: 4
Coding region: 29-391 (120 amino acids)
Source: RefSeq, a predicted model, not a curated record
CAAAGAGUUUUGCAUAGACUUGAGUUCAAUGGCCAUGGCAACUGAUCAAGCUUGCCAAGACAGUUGCAAAACAAGCAAAGAAGUUCACGAAGAAGGGAAUUCACAAGGCAUGGCAAUUGGUAAAGCUUCCCAAGACGGUUGCAAAACAACCAGAGAGUUCCACGAAAAAGGGACUACAGGAGGCAUGGCAACUUAUAAAGCUCCCCAAGUUGAUCGCAAAACAACUAGAGAGGUUCACUCAGACGUUGAUCCAAAAGGCACAGCAUCUGAUAAAGCUUCUCAUGGCGGUCCUGGACACCGACGAAAAAAACUAAAAAUAAUACAAAAAAGGGGCGGUCUUGGACCACUUAAAGGUUUGCCACUUCGAAGUUUUAGUUCUCAUUUUUCAUAAAUCUUGUGUUGACUGC